AGGAAACAGAAAGUUAGUCGGAAAGUUCUGCAGGAACACGACAAGACGCUGCUGCAGUGAUGACGGCCCACCUGCCAACUCUUGCAACUUGUCUGCUGUUGUUUUAUGUGACUUCCAAGACAGGCCUCACCAAUACUGCUGAAAUCCCAACCGGAGCCUACUAUGGCAGGACCACCGCUCAUCCAAUGGUGGCUUCUCACACAGCCACCAGUGUCAAAACCAUCCCCCGUCACCCGUCCUGGAUUGACACCAUUGCUGGAUCUGCGAUCGAGACCAAUGCCACUACCCACAGUGACCACGGUGUCACGUUAAAAACUGACACCCCUUCCUCAUCUGACACUACUCCUGUUUACCAAAGGGACAAUAACACUGGAUCCGAGAUCAUCUCCACUGUCGCUUCUGACACAAAGUCUUCUUCCCAAAUGGAUAUCACCACAGGCUCUGAAAUCCAGACCACUGGCAACGCGGUAACAUUCACAAUUGAAAUCGAUAACCCUUCCUUGUUUGACACCACCACUGGAUAUGAAUUCGACAAAACCGACACAACCCCAGCUUUGCAAACUGAAACCACCACUGGACCCACAAUCGACAAAACAGACACAACCCAGGCUUUGCAAACUGAAACCACCACUGGACCCACAAUCGACAAAACGGAAACAACCCCAGCUUUGCAAACUGAAACUACCACUGGAUCUGAAAAGGAGAUCACGGCCACUUCCCAAACCGACCACACUGUCACAUUCACAAUCGACAUCUCUUCCCAAACUGACACCACUGUCACAAUCACUGUUUCCACACCCCCCAUUACUGCUUUAUCAACAAUUGGCACCAGCAGCCCUCUAGCUAGUAGUAGCACUACCAGCGGAGGUGCACUACAGGAGGGUCUGGAGUACAAGGGUCUGAGCUCAGGAAGUAUUGCAGCCAUUCUAUGUGUGUUUGCAAUAUUGGCCAUUCUGGUGUUUGGCGGUCUAUGCUACAAGUUCAGACAACCAUCCUACGGGUCUCUGGAGAGCAGCAAUAGCUACAGCAGCUUUGGGAACUUCAGUAAUCCCAUGUAUGAUCCUUAAAACUGCCAGCCCACAAGUGACUUCCACUUCCUGCACCUCGAAGUCCUGCAGAAGGAGUCUUUUAAGUCUGCUUGUAAGUGUGGGUUGCAAAUCUCCUCCCCUCAUUAUAUCUACCUUUACCUGUACUCCAGAGUCUGAUUGCACUGAACAGCAAAUUCUAGUUAAAAAUCCAAUAAUAAGCACUAUGAACACAUGACUGAAGAAGUGAAUGAUGAUUCGUGUUACUUUCACAAAGCAAAUAAGAAAUCGAGAUGGAGGCCUUAAUGACAAGCUACUAGAGUACAUGUACUACAUUGUCCUGUUCCAUACUAGAGUACAUGUACUACAUUGUCCUGUUCCAUUCUAGAGUACAUGUACUACAUUGUCCUGUUCCAUACUAGAGUACAUGUACUACAUUGUCCUGUUCCAUACUAGAGUACAUGUACUACAUUGUCCUGUUCCAUUUUAGUCGCUAUUAACGAGUGCUUUAUUUAUGUUUUGUGCUCUGCUUUGAUGUUCAUGCUGCAGUUAUUUUGCCUUUGAUGUGUAGGCUGAUGAGAGUUUGUGUGAGUUUGAGUGUAAAAUUAAAAGGGAACUGCACUUUUUUUUUUA
Nerophis ophidion (straightnose pipefish) is the source of this 1658-nucleotide messenger RNA. RefSeq names its product prostate androgen-regulated mucin-like protein 1 (gene parm1). NCBI's taxonomy places the organism in Eukaryota, Metazoa, Chordata, Actinopteri, Syngnathiformes, Syngnathidae. The record is from RefSeq and is a predicted model, not a curated record. The transcript is spliced from 4 exons. Bases 60 to 1067 code for a protein of 335 amino acids. Gene Ontology annotation, cellular component: plasma membrane; early endosome; Golgi apparatus.